This is a messenger RNA of Guyanagaster necrorhizus, 927 nucleotides long. RefSeq lists its product as uncharacterized. The coding region runs from base 1 to 927 and encodes 308 amino acids. The transcript has 6 exons. The record is from RefSeq and is a predicted model, not a curated record. NCBI's taxonomy places the organism in Eukaryota, Fungi, Basidiomycota, Agaricomycetes, Agaricales, Physalacriaceae.
AUGGCGAUACAUCUUUCGCCUCGAUUGGUCCCCUUGCACAAAUUCUUUGAUGUGAUAGAUGAGAUAUCCUGGGGUGCUGCCAUGGAUAUGGAUGGCCCAAAAAUCACAGACGAACCCAUUCCUGUGCUCUACGCGUCCGAAGCUGAUAUCGCGAGGAUUACGCCCCGGGUGAUGGCCCAUAGGUUGCGGGUGCAAAAUGUGGAUGACGGAGUAUUCUACGGGGUCAUGUCUGCAGUGGCAUUUAUGUUUGUAAAUAACAACGAGGGGCCGACUCUCAAGAGCAUACUGGUACAGAUACUAUGGACUCUGCCGUUCUCCUUGAAGGAUAUCGACAAGGUGAAAAAUGUCUGUGUUUGGAAUUUGGUCAUGUCGACCUGCUCUCUCUUUGGGGGACACUUUGAAACUUGGGACAAUGAAAUUUACUUAACGGAGCUUAAGACCCCGCCGCCCAACCUUUCCCAAGAUGAAAGGAGAGAUAUUUUUGAUGAGCUUGACCAGAAUCUGAACCGUAUUAUUCUCGGAGCUCUGUUGCACGGUCUUUACACCGGCAUCAUAACAGUUACUUUAUGGACUAUAUUCUCUCCUCGGAAGCGGUCACACAAUACGUUCCUGCGCAUCACCAUCAUCAUGCUGUACAUUCUCUUGACGAUUUCGUUCACGACGCAAUGCGUAUUUAUAUGGGCCCAUGUGUGGAAAGCGAACUACCUCGUUGGUGGUAUCACUGGUGGUAUAAGCACAUUUAUUGUCGAUAUCACGAUUCCUCGUGGAUACGAUAUUCUUAUUCAGAAGUGUAAUUUACGCUCUGAUCGAGUCCUCGGCGAGGAGAUGGAUGCUUCCGGAGAUUUAUCAUGCCUUUACUUUAUCUCGAUGCAUGAAAGUAACUCCGAUAUCAACGUCGAUGACCUGAGCUUUUCCAGAGCUUCUUAG